This is a messenger RNA of Leptosia nina, 1038 nucleotides long. The record is from the annotation of a GenBank genome assembly. NCBI's taxonomy places the organism in Eukaryota, Metazoa, Arthropoda, Insecta, Lepidoptera, Pieridae.
AUGAUUCGUCGAUUUUAUAACACGUCUUGCAUAUUAUACAAUACUAAGAAGCAAGGAAUGAAACUGCAUAAGAUGUUAAAUCCGAAGAGUAAGCGACACUGGCACCCAACACAGUCAGCUGAAGUAAAUGCCCUUCCAAGUGUAAAAAGUUUGAUCAAGACUGAGAGGGAGCCAGAUAAUCGCGGCGUACGCAGAAUUGCAAUAUUGAACAAACUAUUCAUGAAGUACAUAACUGAUAUAAUGUCAACUGGCACGGUUUCAAUAAAUAUUCUUGGACGGGGUAUUGAAAUAUCUAAGGUAAAAAUCUCUAAAGACUAUCAUUCCAUAAAUGUUUUUUGGAUAUGCAAAGGAGACUCGAGAGAUGAAGAGACAGAAUCAGUGUUGAAAAGCAUAGCAGGACCAUUAAGGCAUGAAUUGUCUACUUUGAAACUUAUGGGAGAGGUACCAUAUAUACAGUUUGUCAAAGACAAACAAGAAUCCCAGAUUGUGGAUCUAGAUCGACGGUUGAUUGAAGCAGACUAUGGUGAAGACUACACCCCGACUGAUAUGGGACAUGUGUUGAAGUCUGAAUUUACGUUGGACAUGAAAUUAUCACCAGAGAUGAAGGCUAAGAUAAAACGUUUGGAAGAUGAGCAGGAACUUAUUGAGGAUCCCAUACCAGAAAUGACAAACACUAUGUACGGUCUCGAUCAUACAAAGAUCAUGAAUCGGUUAUUAGCUGCCAGGAAGAGAACUAAGGAUGCGUGGACCAAUUUGGAGUCAGAGUCUUCUGUCAUAUCCUAUAGGGCGAGUAAAACCUCCCCGUCCAACAUAGACACCAAAGAACAGAAGCAGGAGAUAGCUGAAUUCUUAAUGAAACGACAGAUCCUCCAAAAGAAAUUGCAAAAGGAAAGGCGAGCCCGCGAAGAUGAAGUUUGUUAUGAAGAAGAAGAAUUCGAAGACAGAAAGGAGAAUAUAAAAGAAUAUUGCGACGAUUACAAUGAUGAUUACAGAAACGAAUAUGAUAUUGAGGCAUAUAAUGAUAUAAAGAGAAGAUAA